Nasonia vitripennis (jewel wasp) is the source of this 2056-nucleotide messenger RNA. RefSeq lists its product as uncharacterized. NCBI's taxonomy places the organism in Eukaryota, Metazoa, Arthropoda, Insecta, Hymenoptera, Pteromalidae. The transcript has 6 exons. The record is from RefSeq and is a predicted model, not a curated record. The coding region runs from base 868 to 1818 and encodes 316 amino acids.
GUCGUGGAGAUCAUCGGCGACGGCAGCAGCGGCGGCCUUGCGAGGCAUUAUAUGUCUGUUUAUUUAUAAAAAGAGCGGCGGCCCGCGCAGUGCCGCCAGUGGGAUGUCGCAUGCGCGCCGGACGCAUCAUCCAGGCAACAGUUUGAGGAAACGCAGCAUCACGGCAGUAUAUACCGCGCAGCAUCCGUAUGGCUUUGCGUGCUUCAGUCGGUCGUUCGUGCUGACUGACGCUUGUGCCGGAUUUCGCUUGUUUGUUUGCUUCUUUGAAACGUGCAGUACUUUAUAUUUUCUUUCUCUUUCUUUUCGAGUUAUAAAAGACGGUAUAAUCAGAUCCAGUUCGCUUUUAACGCCAACGAUUCUACUGGAAGAUAUGAAUAAUACAUAAGCAGCGGCGACCUGAAGACAUCGCAUACACCGUCGCAUGUCAAGAAAAUAUCGCGGCAAAUUUCAAUUGUUUACAGAGCGCGCGGCGCGUGUGCGGUACCGAAUUACUCAAUCCGCGCGUACACCUUUAUAAUAUAAUUCUCGAUAGGGGAGAAGUGAAGAAGAGCCUCCGCAUCGCCGUCGGCACAUUGCUAUAACUCUUCUCGUCGAACACGCGGCUCUGAUUCACUCGCUCGAGUCGAUCUCUUAUUAUACGGACGAAAGUUAUUGCAUAUACCGUGUGUUCUUUUAUCUCGCGGCAACGAUCUGCAUUUGAAUUCUCGUUCGAACGUCGCGCCCUUGAUACUGAAUUAUUAUGUGCUCUCGGAGUUUUCUCUUGUGCCUGCAUAUCUGAUGCUGAACGUUCUUCUUUUAUUUUUUUCUUGUUCUUGCUUUGAGAUAAAAUAUUGACGUUUCGCGAGUUGAUCGAUUCCCAUCGGAAUAAUGUCCAAGGAAUCCGUCUUGAAAGCCGCACCAUCCAUACCGGCGAUCAACAUUCUGCCGCCGCAAAUAACCAAGCUGAAGAAAGAGGAAGAAGAGGAGACGUGGAUCUCGGGCGAGGAGCUCUACACCGAGGGCAGCAGCGACGAGGAAAAUUUCCGAUGCAAGUCUCGCUUGAUGGACCAGCUCUCAAAGGAGUCGUCCCUGUCAUUAGUAGCGCGGCCUCGUCGAUCGAAGGCUAAACUUGAUAAGAAACUACCACGAGCCAUGCACUCUCGUUCGACGUCCGCCGAGGACAGUGACAAUGCGCUGCAUCAGUCGACUUCAAAGGGCCAUCAUCACUCGCCGAGAAGCAUUGCCUGCACCGACGCCGAGGAGGAGUACGUCGCCGAUGAUGAGAUAUCCUGGAAGGCCAAUCGAGACGAGCUUCAGUUGGGGGACGAGAUUUUCGCUUUGCAAGAGUACCCGAAGAUUUGCGAAUCUAUGGAUAGCAUCUUCCGCGACUUUAUCGAAAGGUUGAACUGUUUAGAGAAAGUAGAGAACGAAAACUGUUGCAGACAAGAAGAAAACUUACAAAAUGAAUUGAAAAAUAACGUGAUGUUCUUGGAUGCGGCGGUUGAUAAGCUGGAGAGCGAAAUAGAGUGUGUCAAACGAAAGACAAAACAAGUUCAAUUGCAAAACCGCUUGAGAUUGAAUGAAAUUAAGAAAAGAGGACCGAAAUUUAAAAAGCUAGAUGAGAAUACUAAACGGUUCAUCGAGUUGUAUGGUCACAAAAUCGAAUCGUCGGAUUUCAAAGAUCGGUCUAGUGAAAGGUCGGAAGUUUCUGACAGAUCCGAAUCAAUACAGCUCCUGUCCGACGUUACGGAAGAUCUCGUGAAAUUAUUAGAUGAGUCUACUGUUUCAGAAGGCGUAACAACGAAUAUUGAUUAUAGAUCGAGUGCAAGUAACAAUUGAAAUUUUUUUCGAAAUUAUCUUAAUUACACGAUUGCUUUAUUGAGCUUACUCGAUAACUUGUAAAACGUAUAACUAUUUUGCUUAAAAAUACGAGGCAGUUUUCACAAUUUACAAUUUCAUGUUUAUACUUUUUAACGAGCAUAAAAAUCACGAAGUAACCGACGAUUAAAUAGUACUUUUCAUACCAUUUUACUUACAAUAAAAAUUAGGACGCUAAAUCUAAAGACUAUACAUUAAA